Messenger RNA from Arabidopsis lyrata subsp. lyrata, 734 nucleotides. RefSeq names its product heat stress transcription factor A-4a. The coding region runs from base 16 to 555 and encodes 179 amino acids. The transcript has 3 exons. Gene Ontology annotation, biological process: regulation of transcription by RNA polymerase II. Lineage: Eukaryota; Viridiplantae; Streptophyta; Magnoliopsida; Brassicales; Brassicaceae. Gene Ontology annotation, cellular component: nucleus. Gene Ontology annotation, molecular function: DNA-binding transcription factor activity; RNA polymerase II cis-regulatory region sequence-specific DNA binding. The record is from RefSeq and is a predicted model, not a curated record.
UCCGUAUAUGUAACGAUGCUCCGUGAAGAUGUAGAGUUUGCUCACGAACAUUACCAGGGUUUCGUUUUGGGGAUUUCAGAUCUGAAGCAAUUAGGGAUGGUUCGUGAUAAUAAUAAUCCCGGAAGUUCCUCAAGAUCGAGAAGGCCAUACCGUAGUUUCCCAACCAUAUUAUAUGAGAUGGUGGACGAUCCUUCAACGGAUUCAAUGAUCUCGUGGAGCGAGAGCGGCAAGAGUUUCAUCAUUUGGAAUCAACCUGAGUUUUGCAAUAAUGUUCUUCCCAAAUACAUACUAAGAAACGAUAUGUCAAUUUUCAAGACCUUCGGGUUUAGAAAAGUUGACUCUGAGCGAUGGGAAUAUGCAAAUGAUGAUUUUGUAAGAGGUAAACCUGAGCUUACGGCGGAGAUACAGAAACGGUUCAUGGCAACUGUACCUCCUGAAGUUUUUGUGUGUAAGAAUGCAGCCAAAGCAGCGAGAGACAUGGAGAGAGUCAGAGCUGUAGCAAUGGCUAUGAAGGAGAGAGCUUUAGCAAAGAAUCUAUCUAACCUCACUUUAUGAUUUCAUCACUCUUCUUCUUCUUCUUCUUUCAUUUGUUACCACCAUUUCAAUAGUGAAAGCCUCCAAGGAACAUGCACAUGAAGAGAAAUCGCAUGUGAGAAGGGGAAUUUCUAAUCCUACUUUAAGGAUCCCUUGUCCUUCAUGACCUAUCUAAUAGACCGGAUGAACAUUUCACUAAA